UUAGAAGAGCAGUCUUUGUGCCUGAAAAAUCAUGUUCAACUUCAGAAGCAUCCUGAAGACACUACAGUUCCCAAAUUAUUUCAUUUUUUUGUUCUUUGAGACUUUCAUUUCAUUCAUAUUUCCUCCAGCAAAAAAAAAAAAAUUCGCUGUGGAAGUAGUGUUUAUUACUGGUGCAGCAAAUGGGAUUGGAAGGCUGAUUGCCUUAAAUUUUGCCUUUUUGGGAGCAACCUUGGUUCUCUGGGACGUUGAUGAAGAAGGUAACAGAGAAACAAGCAGAUCAGCCCAAGAAAAUGGAGCCAAAAGAGUGUUUGCCUACCAGUGUGACUGCAGCAAUAGAGAAGAGGUCUAUGAACAGGCAGAUGAGGUUAGAAAAGAAGUUGGGGAUGUUAGUAUCCUCAUAAAUAAUGCAGGCAUACUGCUUGGGAAAACAGUCUGUGACAGUCCAGAUACCGAUUUUAAAAAAACCUUAAGAGUUAACAUCCUGUCUCAAGUCUGGACUUGCAAAGCCUUUCUCCCAGCCAUGACUGCCUGCAAUCAUGGACACCUGGUUAGCGUAGCAAGUGCAGCAGAAUUCUUGGGAGUCUCCAAAUUGUCAGAUUAUUCUGCAAGUAAAUCUGCAAUCACCGGACUGAUGGAAGCUAUAGAUGCUGAACUGUAUCAGGCAGGAAAACAAGGCAUUAAAACCACAAUCAUUUGCCCUUCUUUUGUAAAUACUGAAUUAGCCAGAGGUAUUCAAACCCAAAAUGAACUUUUACUUCCUGUUUAUGAAGCAGAGUAUGUAGCCAGCAAGAUCAUGGAUGCAAUUCAAAAGGAAAAGUUUUAUCUAAUUAUGCCUCCGACUUUCCGCUUGCUUGCUUUCAAAAUUUUUCUUCCUAGGAAAAUGAUAUUGCUCUGCCUAUCUUACCUUAAGAUCGCCAACAGCUUGGAUAAACUCACUGGUGUGAAGAAAAAGGAUUGUAACCAAAAUGUUCUGAAGACUUCAAGUGCAGCUAAUUUAAUUUUUUCUGAAAGAAAAAAAAAACAGCUAAAUCUUAGUUAAAUUAAUUUUUAAUCAUUUUUUUUAACAGAAGAUUUGCUUCCUGUAUAAUAUUUAAUAUUGGUCAGGAUGUAAUACAAUUCUUAAUAACUGUCUUUUAAUCACCAUUGUUUAGCCCCACCCAACCUGCUCUUUAUUUUAUGACUGCAUGCUGCUUAAACAUUUAAUUGAGCUCUCAAUAAAAGUCUCAGUAAGAUCA
This is a messenger RNA of Dromaius novaehollandiae (emu), 1235 nucleotides long. RefSeq names its product short chain dehydrogenase/reductase family 16C member 5 (gene SDR16C5). Gene Ontology annotation, molecular function: oxidoreductase activity, acting on the CH-OH group of donors, NAD or NADP as acceptor. Gene Ontology annotation, cellular component: lipid droplet. The record is from RefSeq and is a predicted model, not a curated record. NCBI's taxonomy places the organism in Eukaryota, Metazoa, Chordata, Aves, Casuariiformes, Dromaiidae.